This is a messenger RNA of Hemicordylus capensis (graceful crag lizard), 577 nucleotides long. Its product is annotated as histone H2B 1/2/3/4/6-like. The record is from RefSeq and is a predicted model, not a curated record. The transcript has a single exon. Lineage: Eukaryota; Metazoa; Chordata; Lepidosauria; Squamata; Cordylidae. Gene Ontology annotation, molecular function: DNA binding; protein heterodimerization activity; structural constituent of chromatin. Bases 22 to 402 code for a protein of 126 amino acids. Gene Ontology annotation, cellular component: nucleosome.
UGUUGCGCACGGUUGGUGAGGAUGCCGGAGCCUGCUAAAUCAGCGCCUGCGCCCAAGAAGGGGUCGAAGAAGGCCAUCACCAAGACCCAGAAGAAGGGGGACAAGAAGCGCAAGAAGAGCAGGAAGGAGAGCUACUCCAUCUACGUCUACAAGGUGCUGAAGCAGGUCCAUCCCGACACCGGCAUCUCCUCCAAGGCCAUGAGCAUCAUGAACUCCUUCGUCAACGACAUCUUCGAGCGCAUCGCCGCCGAGGCCUCCCGCCUGGCCCACUACAACAAGCGCUCCACCAUCACUUCCCGGGAGAUCCAGACGGCCGUGCGCCUCUUGCUGCCGGGAGAGUUGGCCAAGCACGCUGUGUCUGAAGGCACCAAGGCGGUCACCAAGUACACCAGCUCCAAGUAAAUUUCUCCCCGAGAAGACAGUUCAAAACCCAAAGGCUCUUUUAAGAGCCACCCACUUUCUCAGUAAAAGAGUUCUAGUCAUUUAGUCUCUUAUGGUACACAGAAGGAAACACUGUAAACUAAAAGCUGUAUUUUUGCUCUAAUGCUUUAAGCUGUAAAGAUCAUGUUUUAUUGUA